AUGGACGCAAGAUGGAAUGUCACCAAACGAGGGUUUAUUAGGUACACAUUUCUUCUACUUCUGAUACUCGUGGCCCUUUCUUUUAUCGCCAUCUUCAAUCACACCCAAUUCCAAAACAUAUCUUCAUUCUUACGACCACUUUGGGAAACACCACCACCUCCAUUUCAGUACAUACCCCAUUACUACCCAGAAAACGCCUCCAUCAACAACCUCUACAACCUCCAUGGAUGGACCGUAAGCUCUGAACCACGCAAUGUCUUCGAUGCUAUCCUAUUCAACAACGAACUCGACUUACUUGAACUCAGAUGGCGUGAACUUUACCAAUGCUUUCGGUUCAGCUGCCAAUACUUUCGGUUCAGUUGCGCUGUUUGUGGUCUGUUUGUGGUAUUCUUGCUGGGUGGAUUUAUCAUGCCCAAAGAUAUGGUGGAUAACCUAUUGACCCAUGUUCAAAUCCUAGCACCACUCAGCCCUUGUGGCCAUGGAGGUUCGCCUGCAGUGACUCCAGGGCAUGAAGCAAAGCUUUAUGUUUGCAGCGGGGGAUUAGUCGGUGCGCGAAAGCUGGCCCGGAAACCCUCGUUAGGAAUGAAAGAGAGAACCAGGGAAGUUGGCAUUAUUGUUUCUACAAUGAAUUCAUUUGGUAGUAUCCUUCUGCAGUCUCCAUCAACAUUGGAUAUUGAUCAAGGGAUAUGUUUUCCUUGUAUCUAUUUGCAGGACCACAUAAGGGUAAAAAGGAAAGAAGUUGUUUUUGUUGUUGAUACGAGUGAAAGCAUGAAGGAAAACACAUUUGAGGUUACAAAGAAUGUAGGGAUAUCAGCAAUCUCAAAGCUUGAUGAAGAGGAUCGUUUUUGUAUAAUGACAUUUAAUGAUGAGACUCAUUUAUAUUCAUCGAUUUUAGAGUUAGCAAAUAAGGAAUCAAUUGGAAAUGCAACCUAA
Lactuca saligna is the source of this 933-nucleotide messenger RNA. NCBI's taxonomy places the organism in Eukaryota, Viridiplantae, Streptophyta, Magnoliopsida, Asterales, Asteraceae. The record is from the annotation of a GenBank genome assembly.